This is a messenger RNA of Cylindrotheca closterium, 1224 nucleotides long. The record is from the annotation of a GenBank genome assembly. Lineage: Eukaryota; Bacillariophyta; Bacillariophyceae; Bacillariales; Bacillariaceae.
AUGGAAGAAGGAAAUCAUCAACCACCAAACCUGCCGCCCAAUAGAUUGGAUGCUAUUUUGAACUUAUUCGGUAAUGGAAACCCACAACAGCUGCCUCUUGCCAGCUACCUGAACCAAGAACAAGCUUCGAAUCCACAACACCACGCACGACCACAGCAACAGCAACAGCAACAUCAACAUCAACAUCAACAGCAACAUCAGCAAAUGCGGCAACCUUUGCUGCAGCAACAGCCUACUGAAAAUGAAUUAAAUCGAUCCCUCCUGCAACAGUUUGGGAAUCAAUCGACGCGAUCAUCACAGUUUGUUGGCAUGUUGCCAAGAAUUGUACAUGGGAUCUCUCCUUUUGCGCUUGCUGGUUUGAAGCCCGAUCUACAAUCGCAACUGCUUUUAUCCCUUGCAAACUCAGAAACCUCUCAGAAUACUGACCUACUCCGAGCCCUUGAAAGACAAAUUCUAUUAGAUAGAGCAACGGCAUUGAACGAAAUGGAAAUAAGAAGAGCCAUCGAUCAAGAACGAGAGCAAGAACGCGGAGAACAAGGAGAGCAUCUCGCUCGGCUCCAGAGGAGACAUCAAUUUGAUGGUGAAACCCAGCAAUCGCAACGAACUCCUUCUAGGCUUCGACUAACACCGUCGAUGGGACAAUCCAUUCAAGCAGAAUCUGUUGUCAGUGCAAUAACACGGUCAUCUGAAGAGGCUAGUGGCUCUCAAGAGGGUGCGGAUCGAACUCAAUCAUCAGUAUGUACCAUGUUACCCUUUGCUUUGGGCGAACAAGAUGGUGUGAGGGAUCUGAGAAUGGUACAAGACCGCGGUUGGGAAUCUCGGUUCCAAGACCUCGAGCAGUUCAAACGAGAACAGGGUCACUGCAAUGUACCAAGGAGGUAUAAAAAUAGUCCCAAACUCGGCGUUUGGGUUUGCAGUCUACGCCAACAAAUGAGCAGGGGUACGCUAAACAGGGCUAAGAUAGAACGAUUGAAUGAGAUUGGAUUUCAAUGGCGAAUGAAUCUCAUCAAAGGGGCACAGGUCAAUCCUCAAAUAGCCAAAACUUGUCAAUGGGAUGAAAACUUCCAGCUUCUAGCAUCCAUCAAAGAGCGUACUGGAAAGUGCAUUGUUCCAGCUUCCGAACGCAGCCUCUGCAAGUGGGUUGAGAGACAGCGAAGGGAAUUGAAUGAAGGGAAGCUAGGUUACGAAAAUCAAGAAAAACUGAAUAAAAUCGGUUUCCAGUGA